This is a messenger RNA of Dovyalis caffra, 753 nucleotides long. Lineage: Eukaryota; Viridiplantae; Streptophyta; Magnoliopsida; Malpighiales; Salicaceae. The record is from the annotation of a GenBank genome assembly.
AUGAUUGAAAACAAAGACAGAAGAAAACUUAAAGAGAAAAGGAGCAUAAGGAAGGAGAAAGGAAGAUCAAGGUACGAGGGAAAGAAAAGAAAAGAAGAGGGAAAGAAACAAAAGGCUGCAAGCUCCAUAUCAAAGGCAGGUUCGGCAAAGUUUUUUCUAUCGAUAUCUCGAGGUUAUUUUGCCGUUCACUGCCUGAAAAGACACCUAGCAAUGGAAAUGAAGAAGAUUGCCUGUGCUAUCAUCUUCGCUGCUGCCUCCGUGAGUGCAGUGAUGGCUGAUGAGGUUGCUGCUCCUGCCCCAUCCCCAACAAGUGGUGCCUCAGCUAGCUUGCCAGUUGUUGGUUCAUUGGUUGCAUUCCAUAACGUGGCAUCAUCAACCAUUCACACGAAUGACAAUCUGGUGCCCCCUGGACUAAUAUUGCUAGCAGUUUUGAUUAUGGCCUCUAUCAAGUUAUCUCUUGUUGCUUCUCUUGUGCUUCUUGCAGCACUGGUGUGCCCAAAAAUCACAGUCCUUGCUUACGAUGAUGCUUUGGCUCCCAUGCCAGCAAUGGCUACCGGAUCAGCUAAAUCGAAAGUUCUAAACCAAGGAAUACCAUUAAUUAAUACUGAUAAGAAUUGUUCACAAUCUUUCCCAUCUAAGCCAAAACUGAAAGGUAAAAUUACUCAAAUUGGAACAUUAUUUGGGACUGACAAAUGGAAAACAAGAAUCAAUCCCUUGGUAUCUGGUAGAAUUUUGCUGUCACGUGUCAAGUAA